CGCACAUGACAACUGUCAGAUAGGCCCAGUGUUUUCAGGCCCGGUGGAAAUCCAGUAAAAAAAGUGCAUACCGAUUAUAGUGCAGUGUUCUGCAGUGACGUGACUUAUUUUUGUUUGUGGCAACAUUUUGUGUGUUUCGUCGCGUGAUCGCGGCUCGGGCAUGUCCCCCUGCGUAGCAUGAGCGGUGCGCGCUCGCACGAGCCACGCGACGCGCCGCGCCACCGCUCGCAACCUCACCCUCAGGGCUCGGCGGAUUCUAACUACUCGCAGCCGUCUUCGGAGCUGUCGUUGGACGAAGACAAGGAGAGUCAGAGGAGGGAGAAGGAAGCUCAAGCCCUGCUGCAAUUGGAUAAGGCGAGGUCGAAGCCGGUGGCGUUCGCCGUGCGCACGAACGUCGCGUACGAUGGCAAGCUGGACGACGACUCGCCGGUGCACGGCAGCGCCAUCUCCUUUGAAGUGCGCGACUUUCUACACAUCAAGGAGAAGUACGACAACAACUGGUGGAUCGGUCGGCUGGUGAGGGAGGACGCGGACGUGGGCUUCAUCCCGUCGCCGGUGAAGCUGGAGGCGGUGCGCGCGGGGCUGGCGGCGCGCGGGCGCUACCCGCGGCCGCCGUCGGGCCUGCAGCACCCGCUCCCCAGCAGAGGUAGCACCCCCCCCACGCCCGGCGAGGACUCAGACACAGCGGGUCGGGGGCGCGGGGCGGGGGCGCUGCCCGCGGGCAAGGAGAAGCGCAAGCCCUUCUUCAAGAAGCAAGAGGCGUGCACGCCGUACGAUGUGGUGCCCUCCAUGCGGCCCGUGGUACUUGUGGGGCCCUCGCUCAAGGGCUACGAGGUGACGGAUAUGAUGCAAAAGGCCCUGUUCGACUUUUUGAAGCGGAGGUUUGAGGGCAGAAUUAUCAUCACUCGAGUCACAGCGGAUAUAUCUCUGGCUAAGAGAUCCUUGCUAAAUAAUCCGCCAAAGAAACCGUUGAUGGAUAGGGCGAAUUCCAGGACGAAUUGCUUGGCGGAAGUUCAGACGGAAAUAGAGCGGAUAUUCGAUCUGGCGCGUACACUGCAACUGGUGGUGCUCGACUGUGACACCAUCAAUCAUCCCUCACAACUUGCAAAAACCUCCCUUGCGCCUACUAUCGUGUACCUGAAGAUAUCUAGUCCGAAGGUGCUCCAGCGACUAAUAAAGUCCCGCGGCAAGGGGCAGAGCAAGAACCUCUCGGUACAAAUGGUGGCCGCGGAGAAGCUCGCGCAGUGCCCGCCGGAGAUGUUCGACCUGACGCUGGAUGAUAACCAGUUGGAGGACGCGUGUGAAAAGAUCGCGGAGUAUUUGGAGAAGUACUGGCGCGCGACGCACCCGCCCGCGGCGGCGGCGCGCGCGCCCGCGCUGCACCCCGCGCACCCCGCACACCCCGCGCACACUGCGCACGCGCACCACCCCGCCGCGCACGCGCAGCCUGAACCCCCUGCUCACUCGGGAGGACACCGGGAGAGGUCCGAUUCCUACAAUUACGAAAGGGAGAGAGGCGGCAGGUCCCGCGCGGCGCGGCCCGAGCGGCUGGAGGAGGAGUACUACGCGCGCGAGCAGUACCACCGGUACCCGCGCGACUACCCGCGCGACUACCACGAGGGCUACGCGGGCGAGUACCGCGACGAGCCGUACGGGCACGACUACACGCGCGAGUACGCGCGCGAGUUCCCGCGGGAGGAGCGCGGGGCGCGCGCGCGGGACCGCGAGCCCGCCGACGAGUUCGCGCCCUCGCGCCGCGCCCUCAACGCGCUCUAGCGCCCGCCGCGCCCCGCGCCCCGCGCCCCACCGCCCCGCGCCCCACCGCCCCGCGCCCCGACAGCGCCCCGCUCUCACCCCCUAGUACCCGCCUCGAAAGCACCGACAUUCGCCGUUCACCGAGCUCUCCGAUCAAUUUUACGUCGAUACUCUAAUGCACUUUCGUCGAUGAUAUUACUCAUUAAGUAUUGAAUUGUAAAUAUAGAUAGGUCCGGGGCCGGUUGCGGGCCGCUCGGCGCCGCUUGCGGCCGGUCGGUUUGCGAUUUUGUGUAAUUUCGGUAUAUUUUUAGUAUUCAUUGUCGCGCAUAAAGACGCUGUUUCGAUUACUGAGCUUUAGUGCCACGCUUCGAAGACGGUGUGAGUGAUUUUUGCCUUCGAGUUAUGUAUCGAAACGAUUCGGCAUUUUUGUUUAUUUCAUUGUUUUUACUCACUGCGACUGCGGGCAGUUUAGUUUGGAAGCCUGGUUUUGCUGAAUUAAAAUAUAAUUAAUUUGAUAUCGAGCAUCGUUUGAUCGACGACAGUGUACCACUUGAAAACCUUGUAAUGUUAAAAAGCCUUAUUAUAGUAGGUAGAUGUGUAAGUCCCCGAGAUCUUGCAAUUGUUUGUAAAGCUUUUAUCGUAUAAAUCAAAAAUAUUUAAAUUAGCAUAGAUUUUCGCAGACCGCAAGAUUUUGCUUAUUUCCUUAUACGAGAGACUUGUUUAAAAAUUGUUAUUAAUUAAAUAUUCAAAAUUAUAUUUUGAAGCGGUACAUUGAGUCACGAAAUUUUUGCAUAAGUUAUGAAAAUUAUAUGUUGUAUCUUAAUAAAUAAUAUAUUGUGUAGAUUUUAAGAAUUCCUAUUUUAAUUAUGAUUCCCUUGUUCCAUGUUUUAUGUUAAGUUUCUGUAAAAAACAUUAAGCGAUUUGUUUAAAAUGUUACCUAAGAUUUGUCCACGAUUUACCAACGAAAGAACAGAUUGAAGAAGUACUGUCGUUUAUUAAAUGAAAAAUGUCAUAACAUUCACAAUUAUUAAUUGAUAUAUCUGAUUUUCAAAGCUUGAUUAAGGCAGGAGCGACUCGGCUUUCUUGUUUUGUGUAAGUGAUUGUGUGUGUUCGUGAGGAGAGAUGUAGGGAUCAAUGACGUCAUAGACAUUAUUGCCGUUCGUAAAAAAGUAUCAAAGUAUCUUACUUAAUAAAUAAACUUGCAAAGCUAGUUAGAGGCGCUAGUCUCACACACAAAUUAAUAAAAUACUUUACAAUACUUAAUUUGCAUGUUUUUACAAUUCAUCAUUAUAGCAUCUAACUCACCACGCUAUCAACGAAGUUAAAUAUUUUUCAUAUUACCGUAGUAUUGUAGUUAAAAUUGUGGGUACUUUUCUACGCACGGCGCUAUGCGUUCAAAUCGAUAUAGACAGCGGCCGUGAGCGGACGUCUACGGAAAGCAGUCUUCAAUUAUUUGCUGGCUAUUUAAAUCUAUACGCUUGGUGAUUUUUUCUGCAAUUAUUUGUACAAAGGCCGUGUCUAUAAGUAUUUGAAUGUAUGUCUAUGACAACCCUUGCACUGACGGUACGGAUCAUGUUAUGUAUAAUACUGAAUGAUAAUUCUAGUGCCGUUAGAUAUUAUCUAAUACCCAUUUUUGGACAUACAUACUCUUGUAAUUAUAAUGCAUCGUCUGUACUUCAUUGUUGCAAUCAUUUGUAAAUAAAAUACUUUAUAUCGA
Molecule: messenger RNA, 3472 nt
Organism: Colias croceus (clouded yellow)
Lineage: Eukaryota; Metazoa; Arthropoda; Insecta; Lepidoptera; Pieridae
Gene: Ca-beta
Product: voltage-dependent L-type calcium channel subunit beta-2
Exons: 12
Coding region: 178-1776 (532 amino acids)
Biological process (GO): chemical synaptic transmission; neuromuscular junction development; calcium ion transmembrane transport
Cellular component (GO): voltage-gated calcium channel complex
Molecular function (GO): high voltage-gated calcium channel activity; protein binding
Source: RefSeq, a predicted model, not a curated record